CUCUUAUCUCCUCUCAUCUCCUUCCAUCUUCCCUCACAAUUUCUUUUAGUGUUCUUUGAAAAUGGGUUCUAGUUGGCUUCCCUCCGAAGAGUUACAAUUGUGUGUUUCUUGGGUACGACAAUCCACUUGCAACAUCACCGGUCGAUAUCAAAACAAAGACAAUUUGUGGAAGAAAGUUCAUGACGAUUACGUCAAAAAUUGGUGUGGCGAUCCCGAAAAUCCUCUAGCCGAGCCUCGUACGAAAGUUGCGCUCGAAUCACAUUUUCCGCGCUUGAAGAAAUUGCUUAAGAAAUGGCAUACAUGUCUAUACAAAUCAAGAAACCGUGCGGCUAGCGGGACGAAUUUGGUAGAUGAGGAAACUCAAGCUCAAUCAUUAUAUUUCAAGGAUGUGGGCAAGAAAUUUGACAAUAAAGAAUGUUAUGAAGCGGUGAUAAAUCAUCCUCAUUUAUUGACGGUUGUGAGUACUCCUUCUCCGUUUGAGUGGAAUUUUCCAAUUUCUCCAGAGCUCCAUGACACGGAUGGGCAUGUUGACUUGGAUGAUGAUGAAGGAUUCACAACUCCGCCAUCCAACAAAGAGAGACCUCGUCCCUCAAGCCCGGUUAGGCCUAUGGGAGUAAAGGCGCCCAAGGAAGCAAAGAAGAAGGGAAAAAAAGAGGCUAACAUGCGAAGAGAUGAGGAAACCCUUCGGUUGGCUAGGGAGAGCUUAGAACUUGAGAAACGAAAGGAAACAAGGUUGGCCCGACGUGAUGCUAUGGUGGAGUUGCAAGAAGAAACCAAAAUUAUGACAAUGGAUACAAGCAUCAUGACCCCGAAAAGUUUGAAGUGGCACAAAAAGAGGAAAUCGGAUAUCAUGGCGAAAAUGAAUGAGAGUACUAGUACUAGUGAUGAUUAUUAUGUUCCCCUCUUUGAUGAAGACUAA
Fragaria vesca subsp. vesca is the source of this 919-nucleotide messenger RNA. RefSeq lists its product as uncharacterized. NCBI's taxonomy places the organism in Eukaryota, Viridiplantae, Streptophyta, Magnoliopsida, Rosales, Rosaceae. The coding region runs from base 62 to 919 and encodes 285 amino acids. The transcript has 3 exons. The record is from RefSeq and is a predicted model, not a curated record.